Molecule: messenger RNA, 2731 nt
Organism: Trachymyrmex septentrionalis
Lineage: Eukaryota; Metazoa; Arthropoda; Insecta; Hymenoptera; Formicidae
Gene: 5-HT7
Product: 5-hydroxytryptamine receptor 1-like
Exons: 6
Coding region: 773-2503 (576 amino acids)
Biological process (GO): adenylate cyclase-activating adrenergic receptor signaling pathway
Cellular component (GO): membrane
Molecular function (GO): G protein-coupled amine receptor activity
Source: RefSeq, a predicted model, not a curated record
ACGUUCAGUUGAUCUGAUAGUGUUGUGUCCUGUCUCGUUGUGAAUCGCGAGUGCUCGUGUUUAUUUUUCUUCUCUCGUAAGAUCUUUCCUUUCUCUCCGCUCAUCCUCGUGCUGUCUCUCUUCCUUUACUCAUCACCCUGGUUACUCACCGCCUAUAUCAACACACCAACUUGCCCUUUCCAUUUUUAAUGUAAAGUCCCACCACCCUGUGUAACAAGCGAAGGAAGGAUGCAACUGCGUCAGACGAGAAGUGAAAACUUCGUUGUACGAAAAGAAGUGACAAGCCUUCGAAAGCCUAAAAAGAGUGUGACUUCGAUCACUCCGCACCCUUCAAGGCCGUCCUCUAAAACGUCGAAAUUGAUACAAUCGAUUAGAUAAGAGCAGACGCGAGUAACGCGAACGGCUAACGAAAUAGAAGAAUUUCAGCCGUGGAGCGUUGUUGCAAAACUGUUCGGAGCGGUCAACUUUUUGAACGAAGGCUGCUAUUCUUGCUACUAUUACUCGAUAUCCUCGCUACUAUUCACGACGACAGUCCCAUAGGCUGGUACGAAGAUCGUCGAUCGAUUUUAAUAAUGACAACGGGAAUUCUGGAUUUCUCUACUUAUUGGAGUAUUAUACACAUAAUGGGCUAAUAGAAAGUGAAAGUUGAUGAAGACUGUGGGAUAAAGAGAAACUGCUACUGAGUUUUUCCAUUUGGAAUUAAGGCUAAAAUUACUAUACGCUUGUGCGAAUCCUCACAUCCAGUGAUCGAAAGGAUACGAGAAACAUCAAAAUGGCAUCACAAGAUAUCAUCUUUAUAAAGAAGGAAGAUCUGAUCAACGCUGUAACAUCAAUUAUUUAUUCAAACUCCACGCCGCUUAUUAAUGAUGUUCAGCCAGCUACCACAUUUCUUUCUUUCUUCAUAAAUUUUCCCGGCGAAUUUUCUCCAUACAAUGCAAUAGAGGCAUUUUUUUUGACUGCGCUGCUCCUCUUCAUCACUUUCCUGACGGUAGCAGGUAAUGCUACCAUCUUUUUCAUCAUCAUAUACUUCAAAAGAUUUCGACGCUCCAACUACUUGGUGAUCAGCUUAGCGGUGAGCGACUUGCUGGUCGGUUUAAUAGUAAUGCCACCAGCCAUAAUCUAUCAAGUAUCAGGUGAUUGGUACUUCGGUUCUAUCUCGUGUCACAUUUGGCUCAGCGCCGACGUGCUCAACUGUACCGCCAGUAUCUUCAAUCUCUGUAUGGUUUCCAUAGACAGAUUCUGGCUGAUUAUGAAACCGCUAAAAUAUGAAACGAAGAGGACGAAGUUACGGAUGUCGCUAUACAUCAUCAUCAUUUGGUCAUUAGCCAUGUGUAUUAGUCUGCCGCCACUUUUAACCAUGGGAAAUGAAUAUGAAGAAGUACAAAAUGGGCCCACUCUUUGCGCACUUUAUCAGCAUUUUGUCUACCAAAUCUACGCGAUUGUAGGAAGCUUCUAUAUUCCACUACUCGUCAUUAUUCCGAUAAACUACAAACUAUUCAAUGCCGCGCGUGAUAAAUCUGCCAUGAAUUAUCAAGUGGGUCGAUUUGACAUGGAAUUGGAGCCUGAUGUUAAUUCAUCUUUCGAUCGUCAUAGGAUUAUGUGUUCAACGAGCUGUCCACGACAUUCCUACAAGAAGUGUGUAAGGCUGACCAGUCUGCCAAACACACAUAUAAAAAAUACCGUCGCAUCUACAAGCGAAGGUAAUCCAAGGCGUCACUUCAGCAGCGAGCGCCGAGAGAGUCUUAUGCAGAACAUGUUACAAAAAUCGAUAAGAAUACUGAGGACUGGUAAUAGUCGAGCCUGCAUUUGUAAUAAACGUCAGCUAAGGAGAAGAAAAAGUGAACGAAAGGCGAGCACUACUUUGGGCAUCAUCGUUGGAGCCUUCAUUAUUUGCUGGUUACCAUUCUUUAUGUUAGCACUAAUUAGACCAUUCUACAAACCUGAUGCUAUCCCGCAUUCAGUAUCAUCCCUAUUCCUUUGGCUUGGUUAUUGUAAUAGUGCGUUGAAUCCAAUCAUCUACGCGAUUUUCAAUAAGGAGAUUCGCAAACCAUUUAUUUUAAUAAUGUGUUUACGCUGGCGCAACAUCAAUGAGUUAAUGCGUGAGGAAUAUUAUCAACGACAGUUCGGUGAACGAAGAACAAGGAAUGAUAUUAACGGUGGCAAUGAUGGUACGGAGAAUACCGAGCGGGCGGAUCUCGAUGAUAAUAAUCAAAACAUCGGCCAUAAUAAUCAUGAUGUCGACAAUAACAAUCAGAACGUUAAUAACAACCAGAACAUUGACAAUAAUAAUCAGGAUGUCGAUCAUAACAAUCCAGAUAUCAGCAAUAAUAAUCAAGAAAUCGAUGGUAACAAUCAAGACAUCAACGAUAAUAACCAGGACAUUGGUAAUAACAAACAAGAUAUCGAUAAUAAAAAACAAGAACCUGAUGAUAGCAAGGUUAUAGUCAAUAAAAAUCAGAUUAUCAUUGACAUUGUCAAGGAGUCGGAGAUAUCCCGCUUCUGAUCCAAGGCGUGUUCCUCUAAUAACGAGGAUUGUGGUAUUCAACGAAGAUCAUCGUCGUACUGCAUGGACAUCUUUCAAGUUGUCGCUGAAGUUCAUGCACCUUGUAUAACAGAAACUCUUGUGUGAUCGAUCAAGAUGGAUACCAGACAUGUUCCAGGAAGAUUCAGUGGUGUUCCAUACAAUAUUUAUACAUUAGCUAAUUAAUAAUUCUCUGUUUCUGCUGUUAUU